Messenger RNA from Lachancea dasiensis, 810 nucleotides. The record is from the annotation of a GenBank genome assembly. Lineage: Eukaryota; Fungi; Ascomycota; Saccharomycetes; Saccharomycetales; Saccharomycetaceae.
AUGCAGAAUGAACCUUUAGUCAAGGUAGAUGUGGAUGAAACUGAGGAUACAGAGUGGAAUGAUAUUCUCAGGCAGCAUGGCGUUAUACCUGAGAGAGCUCCCUCACCAACUGCUCAGCUCGAGGAGGCAUUGGAAGAAGCGUUACAGAAGCAGCAUGAGAACCGUUUAGAGGGGAAAGAUUUAUCAGACUUGGAAGAGCUUGAGGAUGAGGAGGAUGAAGAGUUUUUGGAACUUUACAGACGACAGAGAAUAAGCGAGAUACAAAAACUGCAAGAAAGGGCCAAGUUUGGCCAAGUGUUUCAUGUAAAUAAACCAGAAUACAACAAGGAAAUUACGGAUUGUAGCAUGGGGUCAAAGGGGGAACAGAAUGGCGGGGUUUAUGUCUUUGUGCAUAUGUCUCUGAGCAGCAAACUGCAGAGCAGACUUUUGUCUGAACUUUUUAAUCAAGCGGCAGUCAAGUUUCCUGAGCUGAAAUUCGUGGAUAUUCCGGCAAAUAGGGCGAUUGAGAACUACCCUGAAAGCAAUUGCCCAACAAUUAUUGUUUAUUAUCGUGGGGAGGUUUUAAAGAAUCUGGUAACUUUACUUGAGUUAGGCGGGAACGAUUCCAAGUUGGCGGAUCUGGAAAAUUUGAUGGUCAAACUUGGUGCUAUCAAUGAAAAAGAUGAUCGCCUGCUGAUGAACGUAGAUGACGAAGAGGUCAGAAAUGAGAGGGCGGCACAGUAUAGCAGAAAAGGUAUCAGGACCGGCAUCACAGGAAAGUUCAAUUUGGGUGUCGGUGAAGAAAAUGAAGAUGAGGACUUUUUUGAUUGA